Molecule: messenger RNA, 834 nt
Organism: Marmota flaviventris (yellow-bellied marmot)
Lineage: Eukaryota; Metazoa; Chordata; Mammalia; Rodentia; Sciuridae
Source: RefSeq, a predicted model, not a curated record
AUGACGGAAUGCAGACAUUGUCAGGAACUUCACAUAGAUCGUGAUGCAGGCAGUAUCCUGGAGACUGUGGAUAUCUUUACCAAUCAGGAGUAUGGGGACACUAUGUACACCAUCGAGGUUCCCUUUCAUGGCAAGACCUUUAUCCUGAAGACCUUCCUGCCCUGUCCUGCGGAGCUGGUGUACCAAGAGGUGAUUCUGCAGCCCGAGAGGAUGGUGCUGUGGAACAAGACGGUGACUGCCUGCCAGAUCCUGCAGCAGGUGGAAGACAACACCCUUGUUUCCUACGACCUGUCUGCAGGGGCUGCAGGCGGUGUGGUCUCUCCCAGGGACUUAGUGAAUGUCCGGCGCAUAGAGCGGCGCAGAGACCGGUGCCUCUCAUCAGGAAUUGCCACCACACACUGUGCCAAGCCUCCAACGCACAAAUAUGUCAGGUGAGCCGGGGCCUUGCCUGGGAACAUGCCGCAGCCCCUCUCCUGGAAGCAGUGAGCAGCACAGGGUACAGUGUGUGCAGCUGGGCACAUUCUCCUGCUGAGGUCGUGUUCCUGCUCCCUGUCCCGCCAGGCCUUGCCCCUCCCAGCCCCUAAUCCUGUUAAUCUUGCUGACUGGAACCAGGCCACCAGGCUGGAGGGACAUGUGCGGUGGGCAGCUGGCUGGGAUAGAUCAGGGUGGGAACUAGUCUAGGAAGCAGGGCUGGGAGCCAUGGGGUUGCUCUGGAUCUGGCUUCUGGGCUUCAUCUUCCUGCCUCAGGAGACUCGGGUCCCCCGAGGGUCCCUUUCCUCCUCCUCCUCCCCCAUCCCCUUAGCCUCACCGUUCUCUUGGACCGCGCAGGAGUCC